CGCGCCAAUGGCCGGCCUCCUUUCUGCGGGUCUCCGUGGCUAUUUAAAGGCGCUCGGUGCGGUGGUCCGGGGUGUGUAUCGUGCAGCGGACAUGGCCAGCCACCUCCAGCUCAACAAUGGCGCCCAGAUGCCCGUCCUGGGCUUGGGCACUUGGAAGUCUCCCCCCGGCCAGGUGACUGAGGCCGUGAAAAUUGCAAUUGAUGUUGGGUACCGCCACAUCGACUGCGCCCAGGUGUACCAGAAUGAGAAGGAGGUAGGGGUGGCCCUCCAGGAGAAGCUCAAGGAGCAGGUAGUGAAGCGCCAGGACCUCUUCAUCGUCAGCAAGCUGUGGUGCACGUUCCACGACAAGAGCAUGGUGAAGGGAGCCUGCCAGAAGACACUCAGUGACCUGCAGCUGGACUACCUGGACCUCUACCUUAUUCAUUGGCCGACGGGCUUCAAGCCUGGCCCUGACUACUUCCCACUGGAUGCGUCUGGCAACGUGAUUCCCAGUGACACCGAUUUUGUGGACACCUGGACGGCCAUGGAACAGCUGGUGGAUGAAGGCCUGGUGAAAACAAUUGGCGUUUCCAACUUCAACCAUCUCCAGAUUGAGAGGAUCUUGAACAAACCCGGCUUAAAGUACAAGCCAGCAGUCAACCAGAUCGAGUGCCACCCAUACUUGACAGGGGAGAAGUUGAUCCAGUAUUGCCAUUCCAAGGGCAUUGUGGUGACUGCCUAUAGUCCUCUCGGUUCUCCUGACAGGCCCUGGGCCAAGCCUGAGGACCCAUCUAUUCUGGAGGAUCCCAGAAUCAAGGCGAUUGCAGACAAGUACAAUAAAACCACAGCUCAGGUGCUGAUCCGGUUCCCCAUACAAAGAAAUCUGGUGGUGAUCCCCAAGUCUGUGACACCAGCACGCAUAGCUGAGAACUUCAAUGUCUUUGACUUUGAGCUGAGCAGCGAGGACAUGGCCACCUUACUCAGCUACAACAGGAACUGGAGAGUCUGUGCCUUGGUGAGCUGCGCCAACCACAAGGAUUACCCCUUCCACGCGGAGUUCUGAAGCUGUGGAUAAUCCUCUUCCCCAAGGGACUUGGACCUGUUCCUCCCGACUCAGUGUCCUUGCAAGUGUAGGGUGUCCCCGUGUCCCUCAGCAGGAGGCAACAGCUGGCAGACCAGACCCUGAGGCAUGUUAGCUUGCUGUGGGCUCUGAAGAGCAGCGUCUGUAGACUAGGUUUCUCUCCCGGUCCUUUCUCUGUCUUUCUUCUUGCCUACCUGGGUAAAGUUCAAACUGACUACCUUUUUCCGACCCAAGAGAAGCAAGACCUAUGGUCAAAAUAGUGCCACUAACAGUUAAGGUUUGAGUGCUUGGAACUGUGACCCUUUCAACCAGACUUCUGUUUGCCUCAAAUAAAAAAGCGCUUUUGUGACCUUG
This is a messenger RNA of Jaculus jaculus (lesser Egyptian jerboa), 1414 nucleotides long. RefSeq names its product aldo-keto reductase family 1 member B1. Gene Ontology annotation, molecular function: aldose reductase (NADPH) activity. The coding region runs from base 8 to 1042 and encodes 344 amino acids. The record is from RefSeq and is a predicted model, not a curated record. Lineage: Eukaryota; Metazoa; Chordata; Mammalia; Rodentia; Dipodidae. Gene Ontology annotation, cellular component: cytosol. The transcript has 10 exons.